GUGUGCGCGCCCAUGACAGGCAGACCGGUGCUGUUAGCUCCUCCUCCACGAUGUUACCGUGAGCCCACUUUCAGGAUGCCGCCGUUUUUUUCUCUAGUUGACAUUGGCUAACAUCGGCGUGUGACGAGGGCGGGACAGGGGCUGUCACUUUUUGCUCGUGCUACCUCAGUGUCGCCGCUGCCGUGGUCACCAUGCCUCCUGUCCAGGACUCGGCUCAGCCUAAUGCAGACGCUGACAUGACGUGCGAUGAAGCUGAUGGUUUGGAUUCUGCCAUGGGAUGCCGGGAGUUCUCCGAUCCUCCCCUGUCUACGUACUUCGAGGAGAAGGUGCCCAUUCCAGAAGAUUCCAAGGAUGGCUUCAGCUUUCGGAAGCUUUGGGCAUUUACGGGGCCUGGAUUUCUCAUGAGCAUCGCUUACCUGGAUCCAGGAAACAUCGAGUCAGACCUGCAGUCUGGUGCCAAGGCUGGCUUCAAGCUCCUGUGGGUUUUGCUGUUCGCUACUGUGAUUGGUCUCUUGCUGCAGAGACUGGCUGCUAGGCUAGGUGUGGUGACCGGUAUGCAUUUAGCAGAAGUGUGUCACCGCCAGUACCCCAAGGUUCCUCGCAUUAUCUUGUGGCUUAUGGUUGAGACGGCUAUUAUUGGCUCAGACAUGCAGGAGGUCAUCGGCUGUGCUAUCGCCUUCAACCUGCUUUCCUCAGGCAGGAUUCCUCUGUGGGGUGGAGUUCUCAUCACCAUUAUUGAUACGUUUAUGUUUCUUUUCCUGGACAAGUAUGGCUUGAGGAAGUUGGAAGCCUUCUUUGGCCUUCUCAUAACCGUUAUGGCAUUCACAUUUGGGUACGAGUAUGUGAUUGCCAAGCCUGACCAGGGCCAGCUGCUGAAGGGCAUGUUCCUUCCUUACUGUCAGGGCUGUGGAGCCCCUCAGCUAGAGCAGGCUGUGGGCAUCGUAGGAGCCGUCAUCAUGCCUCACAACAUAUACCUGCACUCUGCUCUAGUCAAGUCUCGGGAAGUAAAUCGAUCCAACAAGAAGGAAGUGAAGGAAGCAAACAAGUACUUCUUCAUUGAGUCCUGCAUUGCGCUGUUUGUCUCCUUCCUCAUCAAUGUCUUUGUUGUGGCUGUCUUUGCCCAGGCCUUUUUCAAUAAGAAAAACAGUGAUGUGCAUGCAAUCUGUGCCAACAGCACUGGCCCCCACAGCCCUCACUCUGCCCUUUUUCCAGAUGAUAACAACACACUGGAGGUUGACAUCUACAAAGGGGGUGUGGUUCUUGGCUGCUUUUUUGGACCUGCUGCUCUCUACAUAUGGGCCUUGGGAAUACUAGCAGCUGGACAGAGCUCAACAAUGACGGGCACCUACUCUGGCCAGUUUGUCAUGGAAGGCUUCCUGAAUCUAAACUGGUCUCGUUUUGCAAGAGUCCUUCUUACUCGGUCCAUUGCCAUCACACCAACCUUGCUGGUUGCCAUCUUCCAGGAUGUUGAACACCUGACUGGCAUGAAUGACUUUCUCAAUGUGCUGCAGAGCAUGCAGCUGCCGUUUGCGUUGAUCCCAAUUCUCACUUUCACCAGUCUUGGGUCCAUUAUGGAUGACUUUGCCAACUCGCUGGCCUGGAAGAUUGGAGGUGGAAUGGUCAUCCUGGUAGUGUGUGCGAUCAACAUGUACUUUGUUGUAGUGUACGUGACCAGUCUGGCUAAUGUUACGCUCUACGUGGUAGCUGCCCUCCUCUCUGUGGCAUACCUGCUGUUUGUUGGCUAUCUGGUGUGGCUGUGCCUGGUUGCAUUGGGGGUCUCCUGCCUGGACAUGGGGCACAGGCACCCGUUGUGCCUCACUGGCCACUCCGACCUCCUCCUCCUCAACGAUUUAGAGCCCAGCCCUGUUCUGGACAGAUAGUGACCCUUGGUGCUCUCCUUCUGGAUGUGUUUCUGUUGCUCACUGGGGGGCACAGUCUCAGGUGUAGACCCCCUUGUCCUGGCCAGUUGAUAUGGUGGUGGCACACUUCUCUCUCUCUCUCUCUCUGGUUUUCUUGUCCCCUUGCCAUGCCCAUUUUCCUCUUUCCCAUUACUGAUCUCAGUUGGUUGACCAUUGCUCGUUCCAUAAAUGUGCCAGCCAGUUUCUCUCAAGGGUCACACGUGGUCCAAAUUAGUGGCUACAGUAGGCAUUUGACUUGGCCCAGGCAGUCCUUGGGACAAACGCUGCCUGGCUCAAGUGCCCAUGAAGAGGAGUUGGUCACACAGUGCUGACGGUGUGGCCUGGACAACCUCGUUACCUGGAACAGUCCAUCCUACGAGGUACGUCACUGGUCAGGGAUGGCAGCCACCAAGGACUAGUCUGACAUUGCAGACACGCCCUGCUCCAGCAGUGUGGCGAUGGCCGACGUGAGAGGAGGGCCUGGACAUUGUGCUGGGAGUGCAGGUUUCUUACAAGGUUGAUUAUUUUCUAUGGAACGCCCUACCCGUGCCUGACGCUGAUCCCUGUCCACCUAAAAUUAAAAGGAAAUCCUCGUGUA
Messenger RNA from Polypterus senegalus (gray bichir), 2496 nucleotides. It is a transcript of the gene slc11a2, whose product is annotated as solute carrier family 11 member 2. Gene Ontology annotation, biological process: metal ion transport. The record is from RefSeq and is a predicted model, not a curated record. The coding region runs from base 192 to 1880 and encodes 562 amino acids. Lineage: Eukaryota; Metazoa; Chordata; Cladistia; Polypteriformes; Polypteridae. Gene Ontology annotation, molecular function: manganese ion transmembrane transporter activity; cadmium ion transmembrane transporter activity; iron ion transmembrane transporter activity. Gene Ontology annotation, cellular component: plasma membrane. The transcript is spliced from 17 exons.